Glossina fuscipes is the source of this 2118-nucleotide messenger RNA. RefSeq lists its product as uncharacterized. Gene Ontology annotation, biological process: regulation of cilium assembly. The transcript has 2 exons. Bases 1 to 2118 code for a protein of 705 amino acids. Lineage: Eukaryota; Metazoa; Arthropoda; Insecta; Diptera; Glossinidae. Gene Ontology annotation, cellular component: centrosome. The record is from RefSeq and is a predicted model, not a curated record.
AUGGCCGAUGCUCCGGAGACGGAAGAAGAGAACGAAAGAGUAGCCGGUACUGAGGGAACUGCGGGCACCGCAAGCGCUCCUGAUACCGAAGCCGAGCCACCUUCCAAUUUAGGUGAAGGAACACAAGAUGAAGAAGAGCAAGAACAAAAAGAUGAUUACACUCCAUUAGGAUCUUCGGAUGAUCAGGAAAAGCAGCGCAAUUACAACGAAUAUAAAAGACUUGUAGUGGAAAUCAAAUGUCAGAAUGAGAUUAUAGAGCGAGUCAAAAUGCAAAUCCAGGAUACGGCUUGCAAGCCAUGUAUUACAGCUUGCGAACAAAAAGAGCUAAGGUGUCUGCAAGAGUGCUUGGAGCAGGAAAUGCACAAGUUACGAUGUCUGAUAAAUAAAGCAAUGCAUCUGCAAAAUUUUGGCUCAAAGCGUCAUUACAGAGAAAUCGCAUUAGUUACGACAUUCGAUGAGGAUCAAAUGGCUCCCAUAUCUUACUAUUGCGAUACAAUGCAAGUGAAAACAUCAAGGAAAUCAUUUGCCAAACAACUACAUCCGGCGCGUCAUUGGAAAUCGGUUGUUAGCUCCGAUAUUAGCGAAGAAGAAAAACCCUGCUCCUGUCAAGAUCGUCCGGAAAGUCAUGACACAUCAAGUACUCCCGACGAAGACGAACGAAAAUUGAUGAGAGAAGUUUUAGAAGCAAUACGACUCUGCAAAAAGAAAAAUCAUGUAUGCAAAGAUCAGACAAGUAAAACAGUCUCUCCGAAUCAAAAGAAGAAGAUAUGCCAAACGGAAUCGUCAUUUGAGAAGCUUAAAAAUAAAAUAUUCGGCAUGCAAGAGACAGUUGAAGAGUUGAAAGAAGAAAUUUGUCGACGAGAAGUUGAAAGGAAAUUAAGCGGACCUUGUCCGCUUCAUAAGCAAAAACGUGACGUGCCUCCUCAACCAUGCUCAACAGGUCAUAUACCCAGCCGUGCUACCCGCCCUGUUGCCUUUCCCACUCCCUUUUCUGCCCCAUGCUCCAUGCCUUGUCCUAAUCCCUGUCCUAAUACCUGCACUAAUGACUGUCAGUUUUCCAGUCAUGGUCCCUGUCACGAUGACUGUCAUAUGGUAUGUGAGAAAACCACGCUCCCCCCUCAGGAGCCCUGUGCAUCGCGCAAAACACGCAAAGAAGAUCUAUUCCAGAAGCUCAAGGAUAACUAUGUCUAUUUAUUAACAGAGUAUACGAAAAAAGAUGGACAACUUAAGGAAUUGAAUAAAAAAUUAAGAAGCGAAUGCGCAAGCCUUGGUACCGGCCGCAUAGGUAUUGGGGAUGGGAGUAACGCUGACGAAAGCGAAUUGGUUUUGCUGCGGACUCGUGUCAAUGAAUAUAAAGAGGAGCAAAUUGAGUUUAAGUGCUUGAUGAAGGAACAAGCUGCGCAAUUAGAAGAUUACCGUAACAAGUAUAUAAGCGCCCAACAGAAAGUCGAAGAGCAAAAUGCCUUGAUCGAAAAGCUUAAUAUGAAUAAUAAGCGUGUAGAGAAACAAAUUAAUAUGGAGUUGAAAGCGAUUAGAGCUAAAUUUCAGGAAAAACUUAAUGAAUUAUUGCAGUAUCCGAAAUUACUUGAGAAUGAACAAUUAAAACUGUCUGACGUUUGCAAACAGAAAGAAGCUAUGGAGAACAAACUAAUGAUUGUGUGCAAAGAAUUGAAAGUAGUGAAAGCGAGGUUGGACAAUGCGGCGGAGGAUUGUCGACCGCAAUUGCAGAAAUGUCAAGUAGAUUUAGAAAAUGUUACUAGAAAUUAUGAGGAUAUGCAGAGGCAACGAGAUCUUUUCUGUGAACAAUUGAAAGUGACGAGAGAAGAUCUAGAUACACUGCGUUCCGAAUCAGCCAAAAUUAUUGCUCGCACUAAAGAAAGAUUUGAAGUGAUUAAAGAACAAAUGCAAGAACGUAUGGAUCGUUUGGAGAAAGAUUUGGCUCAGUGUAGAGCUACGGCCUGUCUCUCCGUUAACGACCGCGAAGUUGUUAUACGCGAGAUGCAAGGCCAACUAAACACUUUGUCAUAUAGUUUCGAUGCGGCCCAAAAGCAAAUAAAAACAUUACGUAACCACAUAGCCUACAUGUCCAAUGAGAACUGUUUUCCCAUUAAAUGUUAA